UAACACUAUCAUGUUAAUUAAAAAGGUUUUAAUCGGUGGUGGUACUGGUUUCAUAGGUCAAAAUUUAAACAAAUUGCUAACGUCGAAUGGUUAUAAUGUAGUAAAUGUAUCACGGAUGCCCGCCGCCAAUAACAUAUCUUGGUCGACUUUGGAGAAAUCAGGAUUGCCAGAAUGUACAACCGCAGUAGUUAACUGUGCAGGACAACAGUUUAUGGAUUUUAAAAAGAGUUGGACCCCUGGAUUUAAACAAAAUGUUCAAAAUUCACGAGUUUAUACAACCAAGUCAUUAGCAAAGGCUAUAAAUCAAACCAAUAAGAAACCAAAGGUUUUUGUUUUGGUUACCGGAGUGGGAGCCUAUGAACCAUCAGAGACAAUAAAAUAUGAUGAAAACAGUCCCACAACUGGAACUGAUUUCUUUUCUAAACUCUUAGUGGAAUGGGAAAAGGCAGCCUAUGUAGAUCCACCUGUUAGAUUGGUUAUAAUCCGUUCUGGUGCAGUAAUCGGUCGAAAUGGUGGAAUGAUUAAGAAUAUGAUUGUACCGUUUUUCUUUGGCCUCGGUGGCAGACUGGGUUCAGGCAAGCAAUAUUUGCCAUGGAUCCAUAUUGACGAUCUGACAGCACUUAUAAAGUAUUCUAUAGAAAAUGAACAAGUCAAAGGAAUUUUGAAUGGUGUUGCUCCACAAGUUGUUACUAAUGAACAAUUUACUCAGUCUUUUGCAAAAGCAUUGAGCAGACCAGCAUUUCUGCCAGUUCCAGAAUUUGUGCUGAACUACAUGCUUCACCCGGAGAGAGCCAUGAUUGUAACCAAGGGCCAGUAUGUAGUACCUAAGAGAGUUCUUGAAUAUGGAUUUAAAUAUAAAUAUGCUAAUAUUGAUGAUGCUUGCAAAGAAUGUGCAUAUCUGUUGCCUAGGAAGUAAAGAGGAAUUUAAAUCUUCAUAUAAAAGUGACAAGGCAACUGUUGAUAAUAAUGAAAGUUAUUUACACUUAAAACAUUGGUUUAUACUAAAUUUAAUAAGUAAAUGAAGUCAAAUAAUUACAUUAGUGAUAUUUUUAACAAGAUUUUUUUGCGUCAAUAUUAUAAUUUGAACUGUGAAUUAGUGAGAUUAUUUUUAAAAUCAUAUUUACAAUUGAUGUGGUCCCUAUUUUAGUCAAUGUAAUCUACAUAACGUACAUGAUUACAGCAUGAAUGUUUUUGUUUGAAGUCGCGUUGUCUUCGUCUAAAGACUUAUUUUAUAUUCAAGUAAAUUGGCAAAACAAAUGCAUUAUUUCAAUUAAUUCGUAAAUAAAUUUUGUUAAUGAGUACAUUUUGAUUUUAUUGAACUA
Messenger RNA from Papilio xuthus (Asian swallowtail), 1322 nucleotides. RefSeq names its product short chain dehydrogenase/reductase family 39U, member 1 (gene SDR39U1). The record is from RefSeq and is a predicted model, not a curated record. The transcript is spliced from 5 exons. Bases 11 to 916 code for a protein of 301 amino acids. NCBI's taxonomy places the organism in Eukaryota, Metazoa, Arthropoda, Insecta, Lepidoptera, Papilionidae.